Molecule: messenger RNA, 2728 nt
Organism: Diorhabda sublineata
Lineage: Eukaryota; Metazoa; Arthropoda; Insecta; Coleoptera; Chrysomelidae
Product: glutamate receptor ionotropic, kainate 2-like
Exons: 15
Coding region: 71-2677 (868 amino acids)
Biological process (GO): synaptic transmission, glutamatergic; modulation of chemical synaptic transmission; monoatomic ion transport
Cellular component (GO): postsynaptic membrane; plasma membrane
Molecular function (GO): transmitter-gated monoatomic ion channel activity involved in regulation of postsynaptic membrane potential; glutamate-gated receptor activity
Source: RefSeq, a predicted model, not a curated record
AGUAGUACUUUUAAUACCAUCGAGAUCGUUUCGGCACUUGUGAGUACAUUAUUUAUGUAAUUCCAAAGCAAUGGUUGUGAUGUCAAAUAUUAUUGGAAUAUCGGGUUGUAUCUUUGCUUUAAUUUAUCUGAUACAUUUUGCUGAGGGUCUUAGUGUGGGUGUACUUCUAGGUGAUUAUCCUUCGCAAGAACAACGAUUUUUAAAUAAUACAAUUUCUCGAAAAUAUUCCAAAGGAGAAUUAGCAUUUUCUGCAAACGUGCAGCAUGUUUCAGUAAUAGAUAGCUAUGGUGCAAGUCUAACAUUAUGUAACGUUUUACGUUCCGGAUUAGGUGUCGCUGCAAUUUUCGGUCCAAAAUACACCCCAGCAACAACAAUUCUUGAAUCAAUAUGUCUCGAAUAUGCAAUUCCAUAUAUAUCAACUUCGUUUCGGCCAAUACCAGUAAAAGAUUACGGGUUUUUCAUGAACUUCUUUCCUGAAACGGAUUACUUCGCUAAGGCAUUAAGUCAAAUAAUUCAAAGUUUUGGAUGGAGGAGCUUCGUAGUUGUCUAUGAAACGGAUGACGCUCUACUUAAACUCAAAGAUAUCAUGAAAUUUCAAAAGUACAGUGAGCAUAAUAAGAAGAAUAAGAUAAACUUCGAGAAACUUGGGCCUGGUCCAAACUACACAUCUACAUUUGAAAAAAUUCAAACAUUGGGUACUACAAAUAUCAUCCUUGAUUGCCAAGUUGAUUUGAUACUGAAUAUACUGGAACAAGCUAAGGAAGCCAACAUGCUCAAUGUAUAUGAUAGUUAUUUUCUUACGAACUUGGAUGCUCAUACGUUGGAUUAUACGGAUUUGAACAGCACUGCAAAUAUAACAACUAUAAGAUUAUUUAACGAUAAUGAUGAAUAUUUUAAACAAUCUGUGAGAAAAACGGGAUUGGCAGAAUUGAUCCAUUAUAGGAAAUUGAAGACUGAAACAGCUUUGUUCUACGAUGCUUUAUGGUAUCUCCACGACACAAUAAAAUUGAUGGGUGUAUCAAUAUUCACAACCCCAAUUAGUUGUAAUGGUACUCAAAAGUUUAGAAGAGGUAUGGAAUUAUCUUUAUCUAUGAAAAAUAGACUUCCUACUUCCGGACUCACUGGACCCAUCCAAUUCGAUGACAAAGGCAAUCGAAUAGACUUCAAUAUUUAUGUGAUUGAUGUGUUACAUGAUAAAUGUAUAGCAACGUGGUAUGAAACUAAUCAAAGUUUAACCGUUCAUUCACUAACCGAGGAAACUGUGGCUGUCGUUACAAAUUUGCAGAAUACUAAAAUUACCGUAGCCUCCAGGCUUGGUAAGCCUUUUUUAAUGUUGAGGGAACCGGAAGAUGGAUCAGAACUAACUGGAAACGCCAGAUAUGAAGGAUUCUCAUUGGACCUCAUAGCUGGUAUUGCAAAAAUAGUAGGAUUUGAAUUUGAGAUUAGCUUAGUUGAAGACGGUAUGUAUGGAAGUUAUAACGAAGAAGAGGAGAAAUGGACUGGACUUAUAGGAGACAUAUUAUCGAAGAAAGCCCACUUAGCAAUUGCUGAUUUAACAAUAACCCAGGAGCGGGAGGAGGUUGUAGACUUCAGCUUUCCCUUCAUGACGUUAGGAAUAAGUGUAUUAUAUAGGACACCAAAUUAUGGAGAAACGGAAACAUUUGCUGUACUCAAUCCAUUUUCUCAUUCUGUGUGGAUGUCGAUUGUAUACGCAUACAUUUGCAUAUCAUUAGUUCUAUAUAUUAUUCUCAGAUUGUCUCCUGAUGAUUGGGAAGUUAAAUACCCAUGCGAUGAAACGAAUGACACCAUGAAGAAUUAUUGGAAUUUGAAAACCUGUCUAACCGUCGCCUUCAAAGGAUUGACAGCUCAAAGCAAUGAUGUCUUACCGAAAGGUGGAUCCGCACGAUUAGCCAUCAGCGUAUGGUGGAUGUUUUGCUUAUUUAUAUCAUGCAGCUACGUCGCUAAUCUGGCGCUAAUGGUAAAUCAAGCUAAUUUGGAAGAAACUAUACAAUCCGUUGAAGAUCUAGCUACGCAGACGAAGAUUAAAUAUGGUUGUGUUGAGAACGGGGCAACAGCAAACUUUUUGGAAUCUGCAAACUCCACAAUAUAUCAAAAAAUGUGGACAACACUUGAACAGUCACCGAGUCUUUUUGCAGCCAACAACCAAGAAGGUACACAAAGAGUAUUAGAAUCUCAGAACGGUUUAUAUGCCUUUUUGAUGGAAUCCACUCAAAUCGAGUAUGAAAUUCACAGAAACUGCGAGCUUAAGCAAGUGGGAGGAUACUUGGAUUCAAGAUCAUUUGGAAUUGCUAUGCCGACCGAUGCUCCUUAUAGAGGAGCUAUAAAUAGAGCUAUUUUAAAACUUCAAGAGGAGGGUACGAUAGCUGACAUAAAACGCAAAUGGUGGAUAGAAAGGAAUCAGAAUGAAGAUGAAUCUGAAUCUUGCGAAGAACAAACACCAGUGUCAACUGAGGAAUUAUCCAUACAACAUGUAAGAGGCUUGUUUAUCAUUCUUGGAGUAGGACUGGGUGUUGCUUUCACAGUAGCUCUCCUAGAAUUUCUAUGGAAUGUGAAGAAAAUAGCCAAGAGAGAGAAAGUUGAUUACUGCGAUGCUUUGAGUGAUGAAUUGAAGUUCGCCAGCUAUAUAUGGACUAACAGAAGAAAAAUAUCCAAUUAAAUAUAUGAUUCGAAAUAACUAGAAAUGUUUUAAUAAAUCUGUUUAAUAGUU